Molecule: messenger RNA, 3069 nt
Organism: Cloeon dipterum
Lineage: Eukaryota; Metazoa; Arthropoda; Insecta; Ephemeroptera; Baetidae
Exons: 28
Coding region: 20-2407 (795 amino acids)
Molecular function (GO): odorant binding
Source: RefSeq, a predicted model, not a curated record
AGCGAGUUGAGCUUCAAAAAUGAGGCUGACACUGCACAUCAUGUUCGUCGUAUUUUGUUUAGUUCAUUUCUUCCCAGCCUGCGAAGGACAGAGAAAUUUAAUAGGUAAUAAGGUCAGGAGAAGGAAAAUAAUAAUAAGAUGCUGUGGGAAAAAGAGCUGCCUUUCCGUAAGAAGGAAAACCCACCCGCAGAACAUCACCAGGGAAACGACUAUUGGCAGCUCAAAGCAAACUCCAUUUGAAAUCCAGAGGACUACUGAAACGAGUGAAAUUACUAAGAAAACAACGCAAAUUGACCCUGAUGCUGGCGUUGAAAUCACCACCAAAGUGCAAGAGAAUUUGAAACAAGAUGUUACUGCAGAUUCCGCGACAACACCAGAAGUAUCGGAGAUUCCAAUCUCCAAGGAGGCAACAAGCACCACAGAAAAUCCCAUGCCUGAUGGUAUACCAAGUUGCGGGCAACCCUUACUCGAUAGUUGUCAAACACAGGAGAAAGUUUUGCAAAUGCAGUUGGGUACAGAUUCAACUGAAGGGAGGUAUCUAAAAUCAUUCGGAAGGAAAUAUUUCAUCAGCAAUCUAAAAUUGAAUGUGACGAUGGCUAAAAGAGUGUGCUGUGCUCAGAAAAUGCAGCUCUUAAGCAUCACGUCUGCCUCAGAGCAUCAAUAUGUGGCUUCACUGAAUGACGUUUUGAAACAAUCGGCAAUGAUAUAUUGGACAAGUGGAACUGUUGGGAAAGGAGGGCGAUUUUGGUGCUCAUCGGAACAAUUGGUUCCGAUUCCAAAUAAUUUGAACUGGCUACAAAAAAACGCUUCCAAUCCAAAUUCGGAAUUUUGUCUGACAUUUGAAAUGAACGUUGGUGAUGCCUCGAAGAGCGGUCUCAAGUUUGCAGAUUGCAAUGCGGAACAACUCUUCAUUUGCGAGACAAUCGAACCAACAUGUCCAAUUCCAGCAGUCUCUAAAAAUACUGCCAUGUUUGACGAGGACGAAAAUUUAAAAUCUCCACAAGUGCAUGGGAUAUGGGAGAACGGCGCAAAUGCCACGUUUCUCUUUGGAUUUUCCCUGGCCACUUGGUCUGAAACUUGGAAAGAAUGCUCAAAAUUUGGCAUGAUGCCUCUGUCAUUUUCUUCAAAAAUUGAAUUAGACUUUGUUUUUGAUCUUCUCGGAGGUUGGGGCAGCAGCAUUAAUUACUGGACGGCUGGCACGCGAGAGGACUACGCGACGAAGGGUCCAGUAUGGUGUACAGAUCGAGCGGAAAUUAACAAGGCAGUCGUUCAUGUCCAUGACACCGCAAACGUGUCGAUAAUGGGAAAAUUUGACUGCAUUGGGUUUGUGGUCAAAAAGGUCGCCACAAAUGUGACGGUAACUUUUGACGGAUCAUUCGACUAUCGAAAUUGCAGUGAUAGACAAUUUCUAGCCUGCAAAGGCGCUCUAACACCAAAACCGUCUUGCUUUAGACAGACGUGCCCAAACAAGUUUGCAAGAAACUCCUCUCUAUUCAACUCAACAACAGGCUUUUUAUCCGAACCAUCUUCGUUUGGUCAAUGGGUGUCAAAAUGCAACAAAUUCUUUGUUAUUGCGGAUCCGACGACGGAUCAGACAAAUGAAACAGUGAAAAUCACUUGGGACGAGGCCCGCAAAAGGUGUAAUAGCAUCGGGUUCAGGCUGAUCAGUUUCGACUCCAGGGCAAAGUUCGAUUGUCUCGUGAACGUGUCUCAAAACAAUCUGGCGCCCUUCUGGACCUCUGGUGCCUAUCUCGACUGCAAAAGCAGCACGAAGUACGUGUGGUGCGGCAGUAACCGCAACCUCAACAUGAACGACGUCGUUUGGGACAAAAAUCAGCCUCCGCAAGUCGCAACUAAAACUUGCAUUAGCGGAGUCCUCGAUUUGCAAACGGGCGUUUCACUUCAGGCAGUCGACUGCGAUUCUAGUUUGUCAUUUAUUUGCGAGGCUGAAAAUACUGAAGGUCAAAGUUUGGCCAACGCGAAGGACGAGCAAUGCCAGAAGAUUUUCAACGUGACAAAAGCUGAAUUGGACUUGGUAUUCUCAAGCCUAAAUUUCUCUCGGAACCUUAAAUGCUAUCUGAAAUGCAUGGGCGAGAGUUUGAAUUUGAUCGACAUUAACGGCAUGACUAUUGACUUUGCAAUCAUCAACCUCAUUCAAGCAGCGAUCAGAAACGUGGUGGAUGAGGAAAAUGGCUUUGACGUAUUUAACGUUUGCAAAAAUCUUGGCGGAAAGGGGGAAUGUGAAGCGGAGGCUCGCUUGUUUAGGUGUGGAGUGGAAAAGGCCCCAGAAAAAGUGGCAGCUAUGAUUGACUACGCCGUGCAUGAUUCACCACCGGCACCAUUCAUUGGAAGUCCAGAUGAUUUUUGUCCCUUUGGCUUAUCGACAUGCACUUUAAACGCAACUUGAUUUUUCAAAUCCUCUCAAAUUCCUAAAAAUGAAAUUACAGGCUACUGCUGCUGAUAAUGUUGCAAGAAACAAGACGGUUGAUGGAAUGCUCUAUUUUGUUUCGGCGUGUGGGAGAAAGUACCUAAUGUCCGUCGAAUCUAAGAACUAUGCUGACGCGGCUCGCAAGUGUUGCGAAAUGGGCAUGACUCACGCGUAUUUCAACACUUACGACGAUUUUAAGUGCUUUUUAGCUGCAGAUGCAGCCAUAAGCAAAUCGAGGGCUGGAAAGAAGUACAGUCUGUCGGUCUAUGCGGCCCGGUCAUUGCCCAUCUUUACUUGGUGUCCAAGCAAGGUUCAGGUGGAAACUGGCUUCAAGUGGGGCAGACAACUCAAUGCCCAAGCUAACAAGUGCGCCUACAUUGGAUGCAACAACACUUAUUUCCUUGAGCCGCUUGUCCCAGUCGCCUGUGACACAGUGAUGCACUUCAUUUGCAUGAGCGUGUAGCACUAUUUUCACAAUACUUAAUUGCUUCAAACAUUUGGAAAAGUGUGAAAAAGAAAAAUUUACACUCGUGUUCUAAUCUGAUUUUUAUGCGAUGUUUUUUUUAUUCUUUUCUUGCACGAAAUAAUUUGUUUUCUAAAUGUAUUUUGCUGUAUAAUAUAGUCUUGGAACUCUGCUUGAA